CUCUCCCUCCCCUCCUCGUGAUAGCAGUAGCGGGGGAGAGCCACGCAAAGCAGCAAUGGGAUGACAAUGGCGGCAAGCAGCAGGUGGCCGGAUGACUCUAUCCCAUGGGAUCGUUCAUCUCUCCCCCUUUUUCUUUCUCCAUAUCGAAAUCGAGAUAUAGCGCGGCUGACCGGGGGUGACGCCGAUGGGUCGACGGAUGUGUGUGGCGGCAUAGUUGGAGGGCGAGAGGGGCGCCGACACAGUGAUGGUGGAGGCUGACCGCAUCGUGAGUUGUGACCAAGAGCUGGGGAGGCUGGUGGUGUCGUUGGGAAUGCGGUCGGCGGCCUCCUCUAGUAGAGUCAGGUGAUGGUUCGGUCAUGGCUUCCGCCUCCUUCCUCCGACCACCAGCAGCAGCUCCCCCUGCACACCCUCACCUUCGCCAUCAAGGAGAUCUUCGACGUCGUCAUCCGCGUCACUGGGUUCGGCACCCCGGACUGGGCCCGGACGCACGCACCAGGUGCCGCCAUGACUCCCGCCGUGCUGGCCGCGCUCGCCGCCGGUGCACGGGCGUGGGCAAGACCAUGAUGGACGAGAUGGCCUACAGCAUCAACGGCGAGAAUGCGCACUACGGCACUCCCUCCAACCCCUGCGCUCCCGCCGCAUCCCCAGCGGCUCCUCCAGUGGCUCGGCCGCCGCCGUCGCUGCCAGUCUCACCGACUUCGCCCCGGUACCGACAGCUGCGGCAGCGUCAGGGUGCCCGCCGCCUACUGCGGCAUCUUCGGCCUCUACCCUUCACAUGGACUGGUCUCCACGCAGAUGUUCAAAACCGUCGGUGGUUUGCCAGAGAUCUAGCUACACUGUCCUGUGUCACCGACGUGCUGAUGCCGCCUGUGCGUGCCGACGCCUCUGAUGCCGAGCUGCGACGACCGAGCCAUGGAAGACCGCACCUACGAAGACCGCACCUACGAAGACCGCACCUACGACGACCGAGCCAUGUCAUCAUUCCUGCAGACUAUUUAAAAAUCUUGGGCUCCAUGGAAGACCGCACCUACGAAAUCCUCAACGCUUCAGCGGCCAAGGUAUUCGGAAGUCUGAAUUCAAAACAAACCACGCGGAGUGGGUGAACAUAGUCAAGCCCAACCUCGGCCCUGGCAUCCGAGAACGAGUGUAGGAGGCCAUUGUGUCAGAGGAUGAAUCUGAUAUGGAUGAUCUUCACGCCGUCAGGACUGAAUUCAAGUCUGCACUUGCCACUCUCCUCAAGAAGGAUGGUAUCCUGGCAAUCCCUACGGUCCAUGGUGCAACACCGAAGCUGGGCAUGGAUGCGGCGCUGCUGGAGGACUUUCGGGCCAGGGCCUUCUCCCUGCUGUCCAUCGCUGGCAUGCCGGGGUUCUGCCAGGCCAGCAUCCCGCUGGGCACCUGUUGCGGUAUCCCAGUGUAAGUGUCGCUGCUCGCCUGGCGCAAUGCAGACCCUUCCUCGUCGCCAUUGCUCAGGAGCUCCAGGAGGCGUUCCAAGAUGAGGCCGCCACAGCCUGGAGCUCGUCAGGUUAGCCUAAUUCGAUCAUAUCUUGCUGGAUGCUCUAGUAGAGGAGGUUGAAUGAUUUUGCUUGAACAUAUGCAAUAUAUACCAUGAAGAGCAGAGCUGACGGAGUGCGUAUAGUAAGUAGAUUUUGACCAUUAUGCAAACAAAUUUAGACUAUUGAUUAAUACUCCCUCCAUCCCACAAUGUAAGCCAGGUCUUACAUUGUGGGAUGGAGGGAGUACAAAGCAAAAUACUUCACACAAUACAACAACACACACUAUGCACUUCAGAGGCGAGAAGUGAUCGACCUUUUUAUUAGUUCAGACUUCAGAGUAAACCUGAUCGUGGAUAGCCCGGCUAGAAAAAUCUGGACUGGCCAUAUUUACCUUUUGAACCGGGAACUCGAUCGACUGGUUCUUCUCGGGACGGGAUGUGGCGUUGGUGACGGGUAAUGCAGUGCGGCGGCGGUCCGGAGUUAGCCGCCGACGAUGUCAUGGUGGCGGUGCGACGGGUGGCAUGGAGUUGGUGCGGUCUUGAGGCUGGUGACAGCAGCGGCUACAUCACGAUGGCGCGUCCAAAUCCACCUCUGGCGUCGUGGGAGGCCUCCCUUGUCGUGGCUUGCUGGUGGGGGUUGGCAGAUGUGUGCUCCCUCUGUCAAAUAGAGUUGAUGUACCCACUUUCAACAUUUCAUUUUCUUGAUAUAGAGAACAGAGGUGAAGCUCAGGAGGUGACGAGAUCCAGUGCUUAAUGUGGAAAUAGUGCUAUUCAAUCUAACAUGGAAAAGAAAGUGUUGCAUAGGUACCUCGCCUAAAAAGAGGGUGGCAUUUACAAAUGCGGAGGAGACAUGAUGACUGCCACGAAGAAAAGUGAAUUCGCAUUUGUAAAUGCCACCCGCUAUAUAAAUGGGAGGCACACACAUGCUCGACUGUGAUUUUCGAAUUAGAACAAUUUUCACAUGUAUGAAUAUUUUUUGUUAUUCCAUGGCAAAACACGGGCAUAUUUGUCACCAUAUUAUAUAUUUCCCUUCGUAAAAAGUUCUUACAUGUUUCUCUUUGAUAAAGUUCUACAGGAAGCAAGCAUCUAUAGAAUUGAUGAAGAUCAUUGACAUUUUGUCACAUUGCUUAGAAGAAUGAUCUUCUGAUAAAUAUAUUUUUGUAUCUUCUGGGUGUCUCUAUUAUU
Molecule: messenger RNA, 2677 nt
Organism: Triticum aestivum (bread wheat)
Lineage: Eukaryota; Viridiplantae; Streptophyta; Magnoliopsida; Poales; Poaceae
Product: amidase 1-like
Exons: 5
Coding region: 357-1103 (248 amino acids)
Source: RefSeq, a predicted model, not a curated record